AUGCCCAGUGCGCCCGAGUUGAAUAAGGUCUGCAAAGGCGCACGCACCCUCGAUGCUUCGGAUAAUCGGCAGGCAAACCAAACCGCCAAGGCCAUCGAGGCUGAAGCCGUGAAUCGUGAGCAGACGAUCACGGGCCUGCGACCCACUUCCAGCGAGCCCUGA
This is a messenger RNA of Penicillium oxalicum, 162 nucleotides long. RefSeq lists its product as uncharacterized. Lineage: Eukaryota; Fungi; Ascomycota; Eurotiomycetes; Eurotiales; Aspergillaceae. The record is from RefSeq and is a predicted model, not a curated record. The transcript has a single exon. The coding region runs from base 1 to 162 and encodes 53 amino acids.